AUGCGCCUUUUUGGCCGCGGUCUGCGCCCGCGGGGCGGUGGACGCGGUCGCGCCGGCCGGCCCCGCCGCAGACCCUCGCGGGCGACGCGCCAGCGCGACGCGCGACGCCAAGCCGCCAAGACGGGCACGAGGAACGCGGCGAUCCAGUUCGCAGCGGGCCUCAUGGAGGAGCGAGGGCUGGCCAUGCCCAGCAACGCAACGCCGCUGGCGUCAGACUCGAAGCUGGGCCCGGGGCUGCGCGCGGCGCUCGUCGCACCGACCCCCCCGCUGCUAUCGGCGCUGGGCGCGACCGACGGGGGCAGGCCCGCGGGCCACAUCAAGCAGAUGAGGGGGCGCUCGGCGCUGGCCCUGGAGGCCAGCGGGCCAUGGAACACCGGGCGGCCCGCGGUCACCAGUCGCGGGGGCUCGCGCCCGCGCGCGUCACGCAGCGGCGGCAGCAGGGCAUUCGAGAAGACGCGCGACGUCACCUGCGGCGACGUGCAGCUAGGCAACGAAACGCUGGUCCGCGGGAUCUGGAAGCGCCCGGCCAACCAACGCCAGCGGUCACAGAGAGCACAACCAGACGAAGCACCUGGCGCCGGCAGCGGCAGGCUGCGAGUCAGGCCCGCGGCUGAGAAGGCCCGCUCCGACAUCGCUGACCACCCCGCGCUCGACGCAGAAAAGCUCGCUUCUGAGGUGGGUGACAACGGCGGGCGGCUGGCCAUGGAUGACCUCCGAGAUGCCGCCGCCGACCCUGUCCGUCGGUCAGCCUGCGAAGCCCUGGGGUUGCGCCUGGACAUGGACUCGGCCAAAGCGGAGCGCGACGAGGCCGCGCCUCGUGUGCCGAAAGAUGGCAACGAGUUUGAUGCCGAGGGCGUUCUUUGCCUAUCCUCUGUGUGCUCCCCAGACGCCUGGGACCCCAGAGGCCACCAGCCGGCAGGAAUGGAGCCGUUCCAGUGGAUGGCGUGCUUCUGCGGAGGCAUCGGCAUCGGCGCCUGGUUCCCCGAGAGGAUCAAGCCCGCCUACACCAAGGGGCUGACUACCUUCAAGGACCUCUGGAUGACCAAGGUUCUCGGGCUGGAGAGGCUCGAUGAGAAGGAGAACAACAAGAACAGGAAAUAGGCAGUGUGGCCGAGGCGGCUGAGGCGGCGCAUCAUGGAUCGUCUUCCGAAAAACAUUCGCACGGAGUCGAAAAAUGCACGGGGAAUGAACGUCCGAGCGAGGGACCCUCGCGGGGCUCCACUUGGGCGCGGGGCCCGGCAGAGCACGGCCACGGCCGCCGUGCCGCUCCGUGCCCGUGCCAGCGCCUGCGGGUCCGCUUCCUGCCUCCACCGGGCGCGGCUGUCGGCAGGGCUCCCCCCAUUUUCAUCUGCGCCUGCCCGGCCCUUCCUCGAUCCCGCCCUCGUCAUAUGUCACCUCUGUUCGCUCGGUCCCCCACGUCGGAGGCUCCUGCUCCGCGGGGCUCCAACUUUUUAUCGCGGCCUGCCCUAGCCUGGCCACGGGGUCCGCCCAUGUGCCACGGCCCAGUUUUCCCAGACCCCGCCGGGGCCGCCCGCGUGCCGCUUCCGCCCGGCGCGCCGCCUCCGCCGGGCGUGCGUGGGGCACCCCGCCAGCGGCGCAGCGCCGCGCAGAGUGCCGCGGGCCCGAAUGGACGACAGCACCUGUGCAUACAUCGGGGACCCGAGUGCGCAGAUCGCCAUCAGCGCACGCCGACAGAAAAGAGCCACCGCCGCACUCUCCCGGGCCAGGACGCGUGGGCAGGAGAGCGUGCGAUUGGCAGCUCUUUGGUGCUUGCGAAAGGAGGGAUGGAAGGCAAAGCUCCUCACGACUAGAGAAUUACGGAGGCAGGCCACGCGAAUCCCACCAGUGCAGAGUGUCCAGAGUCAUCCGAUUACCAGAA
Prorocentrum cordatum is the source of this 1879-nucleotide messenger RNA. NCBI's taxonomy places the organism in Eukaryota, Dinophyceae, Prorocentrales, Prorocentraceae. The record is from the annotation of a GenBank genome assembly.